Molecule: messenger RNA, 2299 nt
Organism: Cephus cinctus (wheat stem sawfly)
Lineage: Eukaryota; Metazoa; Arthropoda; Insecta; Hymenoptera; Cephidae
Gene: ida
Product: anaphase-promoting complex subunit 5
Exons: 12
Coding region: 113-2299 (728 amino acids)
Biological process (GO): protein K11-linked ubiquitination; anaphase-promoting complex-dependent catabolic process; positive regulation of mitotic metaphase/anaphase transition
Cellular component (GO): anaphase-promoting complex
Source: RefSeq, a predicted model, not a curated record
UAUACGAAUGAAUUUCCGUGUGUUCGCCAAAUGAGUUUGUCCAACUGUAUCUGUCCAAGCCGGCUCUUGCGGUAUCAACUGGUUUUUUCAAACAUAAAAUAUUUCUAUAAUUAUGCAUCAAGAUUUAACAAAUAUUGAUGCAAAUUUAAAGAAACCACAAAGGGAAAUACUUACGCCGUAUAAAAUAGCAGUUGUCAUGUUAAUUAGAGAGUAUUGCAUGGACCGAGAAAAAGCUAUAUUGGAGAGACGGGAUUUUUGCAUAGUAGCAUUGAAACUUAUACAGUCUCCAGAUAUGGAUUUGUCGAGUUUAUUGAAUAUACUUAAUUCACCAGAAUAUGUUCUACAACGUAUCGGUCGUCACCUAGAUACUCAUUUAUGUGAAUUGGCAUCGAAAGAAAUUGAGGGUUUAUUGGAUUUAUUUGAUAGUCUUGGUCGUCUGACGAAACCUGCUUUGGACCACUCUCUUUCUUUACCUGCUCUCAAUAAGAAUUCUGUUCUUGGAUUGUAUGUCCGACGUGUUAUUGUUUUGUUUGAAAAAUUGACAUUUUACCAGGUGGUAACACUCUAUAAUGCAUUAUGGAAGUAUAUAGAAAAGUACAUUGACACGUCAAGGCUAUCUACAAAGUCAAAGAUGGAUGAAUCUGAAAGUUCAAAAGACAGAUACAUUUGGGGUGGAAGACAAGCGGAGCUGCUUGUGGCUCAACAGGCACAUGCAUUGCAGACAGAUGAGCAGAAAGCUUUGUCUCCUAAGGAGCUUCAAGCUUUUGUCCAUGAACUUCUUCAAUGUAGUCCAUAUUAUGCAGAAGCUCAUUAUUUGAGUUACCUAAACUGCUUACGAGUGAACGAAUAUUGCGGAGCGUUGGAUAGCCUUUAUCAUUGCUUCGACAGGUUUGCGCCUUUAGAAAGUAGAUCUGCUCCUGAAGAUGGAUCUCGAACAUUUCGUUAUGCAGCUCUAAAUUUAGCUGCGUUACAUGCUCAGUUUGGUCACAAAGAAGUUGCCAAGUCUGCAUUAAAGGAAGCAAUUAUGUUGGCUCAAGAAGCUGGCGAUAAUGUGUGCCUGCAGCAUGCACAUGCUUGGAUAUAUCGCUUAACAAAUCAACAGAAAGGUCUCCUAAUCGAGCGAUCUGUUGGAAAAGCAAGUAUGCUAGGAAUUACUCAUACGACGAGUCUUGGACUCAUAGCAUCAGCUCAUCACUCCGCAUUAGAAGGAAAAAAUCCUUGCCAAGUAUUUGAGAUUCUGAUCAAAUCAGAUGUGUUGAACUGUCAGCACUCGAUGGUAGAUCUCAUGUCUAUGACUUAUGCCGAAAAGGCAGCAUUGUGGGCUUACUAUGGUAAGACUGAAAUGUCAUCGAUAUGUGCUCAAUUGUUACUUCUUCACAAUAGUGGUGAUAAAAAGGAGCAUAUGUUCAAUGGACCUUCGACGUGUCAAGCAGUCGUUACUAUAGCAAAUAUUUUAGUUGAGUUUGGAGAGUACAAUUUAGUUAAUGUUGUAUUAUCCCACGCCAAAGAAAGAUUCCCCAAUGAGCCAAGUAAUAAGAUCUGGAUGUUAAGUGAACAACUUUACGAGUUUGUUCAAUCGAUGAGACAUGAAAAAUGGAGCGAAGCUGAAGCCAUAGCUAUGCAAAUAUCGAGUUUGGAUCCAUUAGAAAGUAAAUUUAGGCAAGCUGAAGUCUGCUUAGCUAAAGGCGACUAUCCAAAAGGACUUGAAUACAUCAGCACUAUUGAAAAGACAGACAACAUAACGCCACAAAAUAAAGUACGAGCAAUGAUACUGUCAAGCCAAAUAAUGUGUGCGUCGAUAUUGCCAGGAAGUGGAAUAGCUGGAUCAAAUUCCUUAGUGCUUCUUAACUCAGCCUUAGAUAUAGCUGUUCGACAUCAUUUAUCUUACUACAAAGCCUUGCUUGAAAUGCAUCUUGCUAAUAUACAAUUAGUAAUGGGCAUGCCGAGUCAAGCAAUGCGCUUAGUUGAUAAUGCCAUUAUUGAAAUACUGAGCCACGGUGGAUGCUAUGAUCAAGGCAGAGCUUUUGUUCUCUAUGCUAAGUGUUUAGUUGCCACAGCUCCAGCAAGUUCCAACAGCAUAAGAAAAUCCGCAGUACAAGAAGCCAUUAAGGCGUUGUCGAAAGCAAAGGAUCAUUUUAAUAAAGUCGAAGCACUUGGUAGAGUCAAGAACACAUUGUACCUGCAAAGUUUACUUUACCACGAGUUGGAUCAUAAAGUGGAACGUAAUCAGUGUGCCUUUGAGUUUCGCGAAUUGGAUGUACAGUUUCCUACAAAGUUAAAUACUAUCACCUUGUAUUAA